UUUAUUAUUUUAAUUUUUUCAGGUGUUGUUUGGACACUAUGCGUUUAGUUGAUUUAUUAUUAGUAUUACUCCUUGAGGGACGUGAUGCAGUAUCUUGGAGUACAGUGGCUUGUUCUAGUACUAAUCCUUUAUUACCAAAACUGCGACGUUUAGAUUCUAGUGCUGAAAAAUCUCAACGUCAUUUAAUUGAUUGUAUUAGAAGUAAAGACACGGAAGCAUUGAUGGAAGCUGUUAAUUCUGGAGCUAUUGAUGUGAACUUUGUGGAUGAAGUGGGACAAACUUUAUUAAAUUGGGCUUCUGCAUUUGGUACUCAAGAAAUGGUUGAAUAUUUAUGUUCAAAAAAUGCUGAUGUUAAUAAAGGUCUUAGAUCAUCAUCUUUGCAUUAUGCUGCAUGUUUUGGACGUCCAUCUAUAGCCAAAAUACUUUUAAAAAAUGGUGCUAAUCCGGAAUUACGUGAUGAAGAAGGAAAAACACCACUAGAUAAAGCAAGAGAGCGAAUGGAUGAAGGUCAUCGUGAAGUUGCUACAAUAUUAGAAUCUCCAGAGUGGUUAAUGUCUUCUAAAAAUGAGUCU
This is a messenger RNA of Daktulosphaira vitifoliae (grape phylloxera), 572 nucleotides long. RefSeq names its product E3 ubiquitin-protein ligase HECTD1-like. The transcript is spliced from 3 exons. The record is from RefSeq and is a predicted model, not a curated record. Gene Ontology annotation, cellular component: nuclear speck. Gene Ontology annotation, molecular function: ubiquitin protein ligase activity; protein binding. Gene Ontology annotation, biological process: proteasome-mediated ubiquitin-dependent protein catabolic process; anatomical structure development; protein K63-linked ubiquitination. The annotation marks the transcript as partial. NCBI's taxonomy places the organism in Eukaryota, Metazoa, Arthropoda, Insecta, Hemiptera, Phylloxeridae.